GCACUAUACAUAGCUGCCUUCGCUCAGGGCAAAAGGCUUCAGCGCAUGGAGUGCUUUUCCUUUCCAAAAAUGCCUAUGGUUUAAUUAAACUUCUAAUAUAAACGAAUUGGCGGGAGAGACCACCGUUUCAGCUUGUUGAAUGCUCGCAAGUCCAAAUUUGUUCUCCUUUCUGCCAGGUGAAGAUGGGUGUGCUGGCUGUAUUAUUUCUCCCAUUGCUUGUAGUUGUAAUCAGUGGAAUUGUAUAUAUUUAUCGAACGGUUAUUCAGAUGGUGUCAAAAUCUGCUGUGCGAAGCAAAGUUGUAGUGAUCACUGAUGCUCUCUCCGGCGUGGGCAAGGAAUGCUCACGAGUAUUUCACACAGGUGGAGCGAGGCUAGUUCUAUGUGGUAAACACUUGGACAAGUUAGAAGCUCUCUAUGAUACUUUAAGCAGUGUGGCUGAUCCGAGAGCAACUUUUACACCGAAGCUUGUCCUUCUAGAUCUCUCUGAUGUAAAUUGCGUUCAGGAUGUAGCUAAAGAAAUAUUGGAUUGCUAUGGAUGUGUGGAUAUACUCAUCAACAAUGCUAGCACAACAGUGAAGGGGACAGUGCAGAAUAUCUCACUGGAAAUUGAUAAAAAGAUUAUGGAUGCCAACUAUUUUGGGCCUAUAACACUCACCAAAGCUCUUCUUCCCAACAUGAUCUCCAGGAGAACUGGACAAGUUGUGCUAGUCAAUAAUAUCCAAGGGAAAUUAGGAGUCCCUUUUCGUGCAGCUUAUGCUGCAUCAAAGCACGCUGCACUGGGUUUUUUUGACAGCCUGAGAGCAGAACUGCAGGAAUUUGGGGUUUGUGUCAGUACUGUGACUCCAAGCUUCAUCCACUCCUACCAUGUUCAGCCAAAGCCUAGCAACAGGGAAAGCUCCAUGUGGAAAUGCUUGUUCAGAAAACUGGCUUAUGGUAUCCACCCAGUAGAGGUAGCUGAAGAAAUCCUGCGAACAGUAAAUAGGAAGAAACAGGAGGUGUUCAUGGCAAAUCCCAUUGCAAAAGCAGCUGUCUAUAUUCGCACGUUCUUUCCAGAAUUGUUUUUUGCUGUUGUUGCUGCUGGAGUAAAAGAAAAGCAGAAAAUUGAAGAUGACAAAUGAUUAUGUCCAGCUCGUCUCCCUUGGCAGUAGGGUUGCCAAAAGCCCUAUAUUUUAUGGACUGAUCUAUUUGGGACCUAGAGGCAGAAAUAUUAGGGGAAGACCAUGCAACUCCAAAGGAAAUGAUGAAAUGUUCCUCGUUUGAGGAUUUGGAGGCAGUGGAGUUGGGAACUGCAAUCUGUUCAGCUAUCAUUAAAUGUACACACCACCAGGGCUCUGAAACUUCAAACCCUAGGGUGCCUUGUUGAACUGUCAGUUAUGUCUGUGGUGCUGCUUGGUCUCCUGGGAAUUGAGGUGACAGGAAAGGUAAUAGAAGGCAUAUACUGUCUGGAGAAGCUAUGCCCUGUUUUCUGGUUCUAGUACUCCGGACAGUUGUGAAGGUAUGUAGAUCCUAAAUAGGUACAGACAGAGAAGAUGAAGAGGUUUGGGCACCAGGGGAAAUGUGAGAAACAGAGAAACAGUUGGAGACUGGGGAGGAGUUGGAAUAUGUGGAAUAAGUGUAUGGUACUAAUAUGUCAACAGGGUGUGGGGCUUUUAGAAAACAGGGUUGAUUUGAUGGAAAGGAAAUUCUCAGGGGAAGAAGAAGAGAGGUUCUUUGGCGAUAGUUGCUAUUUCUGUUUUGGUACAAGUUUAUUUACCCUCCAAGUUCAAAACCUCAAGAUUAGCAUAUUUUUUAGAAUCUCUAGUAGGGCUUGAUUGGUGGUUUGUUUGUUUUUUAAAUAGCUUUUUAGCUAUAAAAUAAUUAAGCAAGCAUCUGGAAAAAAAUAUUCUAGAAAUCUGCAAGUAACACAUAUUUCCAGAUUUUAGACCAAUCUCUUGAUUUUGGAAGUUGAAGGGCCAUUUGAUUAUCUGAUUACUGCAGUAGCAGAUAUUUUACUUGGUAGGGCAAUGUGAGGGAGUAUAGAGAUUAGGGGCAGAAUGGGAGACUGAAGACUGCUACAUCUGGAGUUAUCCAAUCAAAAUCUACAGUGGGCAUGUCACAGUUGAAAGGUAUCAAUCAAUCAAUCAAUCAAUCAAUCAAUCAUCUUCAUUAUGGUCGAAGAACAGCAUAAGAUAGAACAGUAGAACAUGAUUCAAGAACAAAUUAUGGAACAGUAAAAACAUAUCUCUUUAAAAUUACUACUCUAAUAUUAUGAAGUUAUAUUAUAAUGCUAUAAAGCUGCUACCCUUAGAAAAGAGGGUAGCUAUAAGAUUAUUAAGCAGCUGUAUUAAAAAAUAAAAAUUUCUAAGCAAUUUGAUACUAUGAUAAUACUGUAAAACUUUUACACUUUAAAACAGAGAGAAAACAUAAAAGCAAGACUGUAAAAUCAAUAAGAUUAUAGCCAUAAUUGUAAGCAUCUAUAUGUAAAAGGAUAAAAAACCUAGAAUAUAUAAAAUAUGUGUAAGGUAAAAUAAAGAAGUGGAGAGAAAUGUAAAAUAAAGUGGAUAAAAAUGAUAUGUAGAGUAGGUUAGCUAAGUGGGAGGACUGAGUGGGAAAGUAAAACAGUCAGUAGUUAAAAUGAAUACAAGACUGGUUAUGGACUAGCAGUCAAUUCAAUGCAGUGUGGCCAGAACUUAAGGUGUAUACUCGUGAGUCAAAUGGGCCGUAACCUAAAUUUGGCUUUAAAAAAGCCAAAUCUGGCAACAGAGCGUGCAGAACCUCGCUGUGUUAUACAUGAAGGCCUGGUCCUCAUCCAAUAGCAACAUCUAGAUGUAGACUUGGCUUGGGCGACCAGGGUACUUGAGGAGUAGUGGAAGUAUAAGCUUGGCACAACUGAAAGAUAAAGUGAUGCCCCAUUUUAAGGGAGUGUGAUAUACUUUAAAAUUUGGAGCCUCUGUUAACCCUGUGGGUGAACCACAGCAUGGUAAAUCAUUAAAGAGGCCAAUGAAAGACAAGCAAUAAGAGGAUAUUGAUCAAGAGCAUGAUUGCACUAAUGCUUCUUCUUGAGUUAGAUGUGCAUUGGUGUCAGGAUCCACCUGGACUACAACCCAGAGGAAAUCCUCUCUGAGGAAGAGCACACCCUGAAAUCCCCCAGCCCCAAUCUUUAAAUCUGUCAGACUCUGCACAGCUAGAGAUUGUCACCUCUCCUUCAGUUAGCUCCUCAGUAGAGCCCUGGGGACCGGUACCCUCCAAGAGGGCUCAUCUCCUAUCCCUAGAAAUCUCUGGUACUUCAGAGGUGGCAUGAUUGCUUGGCAGUUUAGGGUCCACUUCCCAAAGGGCCUACUCAGGAGAAGGAGGACGAGGCCAAUUCAGGCAACUGCUUUGGACUGGGGCUGUUCCGAAAUCCAGGAAGGGGUGAGGCUCCUAGCAACUAGGAACCUCCAUUUGGAGCUAGCCUUUGCUGGGUUAACAGCUAGUUCACGGAGUUGCAGCUUUGCUGGACCCUGGCAUGGACAAUCUGUUGCACCCCCUACAGUUCACAGUGUGCUGUUCUCUCCUGGUCCUGGUCCUGGCUCUGCCUGCACACCAGGAGGAAGUGUCUGCCAUGCCAGUUCAUAGUUGCAAUUUCUGUUCAUGGUAUAGGGAGAGAGGAAGGGAUUUUACCCUCACUGCAUCUGCUGUGCUUGUAGCAGGAGUGUGGGGGAACCUUGAAUUGUUAGUGAUGCAGAAGUGCAUUGCAUACUCUGUGAAGGCAACUGGAGUGAGUGCAGUCUUUUGACAACAUUGUAAGGAUACUUGAGCUAUUUGGGUAGGAGAGGGUAAACCCAGGUAGCUCUGGUCAUCUGCUGCAGUGGGAGCCCUUCCUACCCAGAAUCUUAGGCCCUGAGUAGCCCAGAUCUGCUACCCAGGUUAGAGGUGAGGGUGGACAUAAGCAGAAUCCAUGCUACCUCUUCUUUUGGUCAUCUGGGCUCCUGCACCAUUUUAAACCUGCCAGCGGCCAUGUUUUUCAUAGAGUCCUGUGCUAGAAAGGCCAGGCAGAGUGGAGCUGCUGUUGUUGAGGGCUGCCUCUUUGCAGCUUCUGUGGUGCAUUCUGGGAUAUUGGAGGACCCAGCCCGGGUUUGUUUAUAUUCCCGGGGGGUGCAGCAGGUGGUGGCAGCCUGAAUGUGUGGAGGUUGGGCAGGUAAGCCCAACUGGGAGUUUCGGACAUCUGGGAGGCACGGGAUGGGAAUGUGCCUCCCUUCCAGCCCACCCCUAUUUGAUCAUGUGCAUGAGCUCUGUGUGUAGGUGUGUGAGGAGAGGAGACUGAACGGAAAGAUGGCUGCUGUUAGGUUUGUUAUUUGCUGCUGAGAUUUCAGGUUCUGUGCCCAGGUAGUGCACAUAACAGAGAUAUGCUUGUCCCACUUCCCUGCCCCAGUGAAGGGAUGGGGGACAAGCCCUCAAAGACUUCCUUGACUCCACUGCCUCUUUCAUUGUUUCCCUUGGUUCACCAGUUUAAAUUUGUGGUAAAUGUUGCUCCCUUCAAAAAAGAAUCCUCUGUUUUAGAGAAGACAUCCAUACUGCUAUUAUAUGAAGCUAUGAAAAAAAGCAAAUUAAGCAUAAUUUACAUAUUUGAAAAGAGUGUAAAUUCUGUUCCCCAUAUUUUUAGAUUUUAGAUCAAACAACUCUACGUGAAACUGACAUAAAUAAAGCCCUUGUUUCAAUUAAGAACAUUAA
Molecule: messenger RNA, 4689 nt
Organism: Hemicordylus capensis (graceful crag lizard)
Lineage: Eukaryota; Metazoa; Chordata; Lepidosauria; Squamata; Cordylidae
Gene: DHRS7C
Product: dehydrogenase/reductase 7C
Exons: 7
Coding region: 183-1118 (311 amino acids)
Biological process (GO): regulation of release of sequestered calcium ion into cytosol by sarcoplasmic reticulum
Cellular component (GO): sarcoplasmic reticulum membrane
Molecular function (GO): all-trans-retinol dehydrogenase (NAD+) activity
Source: RefSeq, a predicted model, not a curated record